AAAAGUAAUCACGUGACAUGUAAACACAUUACUGACAUUUGAGGGAAGGAGAGUGCCAAGUGUUCAUGAACGAAAUUUAAACGUUUAAACCAUAAACAGUCUCUAACAUAAAGAGGAAAAUGGCCGACGAAACAUCCAGCAGUAAUGGAGUGCCCACAAGCCCUAUAAGAGGAUCAGAUCGUACUGAUGCAUUAACAUCUAGUCCGGCUCAUAAUUUGCCUCCAUUUGAGGAUGAGUCCGAUGCUAUUUUGGGCAAUGAUGUCAGUGCUGCUGAAGAGGAAGCUGAUGAUGGGAUAGACCUGAUGGGGGAUAACAUGGAAGAGGACUACCGAGCAAUACCACGGUUAGAUGUGUAUGAUGAAACAGCAGUUGAUGAUGAGGAUUAUGAUGAAAUGGAUAUAGGGGCACGUCGUGAGGCGGAGAAAGUCAUGGGGAAGAGAGAUAGAGAAGAAGCUGCAUUGACUGGACGGCUAAGACGCGAUCUUCUUUAUGAUGAAACAGAUGAGGAAGAUGAUUUGCCCCGUCCAUCACGAAGACGUCGUCUUGCAGAGCAGGCCGCCCGUGGUGAUAUGGAUAUGCUCGAGGAUAUGGUGGAAAGUAUAGAGAACCUAGAGGAUAUGAAGGGACAUUCUGUUCGUGAGUGGGUAUGUCUACAAGCACCAAGACUUGAAAUAAAGAACAGAUUUAAACAAUUUCUAAAGACUUUCGUUGAUGAACAUGGAAAGAGUGUAUAUCGUAACAAAAUUAAGAUGAUGUGUGAAGGAAAUCUUCAAAGUCUUGUCAUUGAUUACAAUGUUCUAGCCUGUGAACAACAGCUGCAGGUGUUGGCAUAUUUUCUACCCGAAGCACCUGCUGAAAUGUUAAAGAUAUUUGAUGAGGCAGCAAAAGAAGUUGUUUUAUCAAUGUACGAAAAGUAUUAUCAGAUAGCAAGCGAGAUACAUGUGCGAAUAGCCGAACUUCCUUUAAUGGAAGAAAUACGCUCACUAAGACAGCUGCAUUUAAACCAACUUAUCAGGACAAGUGGAGUUGUAUCAAGCAGUACUGGUGUUCUUCCCCAGCUCAGUAUGAUAAAGUAUGACUGUAUGAAAUGUAAGUUUGUCCUCGGUCCUUUUAUCCAAUCACAAAAUCAGGAAGUAAAACCUGGCAGUUGUCCUGAAUGUCAGUCACAUGGUCCAUUUGAAAUAAACAUGGAACAGACCGUCUAUCAAAACUAUCAACGAAUCAAGAUCCAAGAAAGUCCCAGUAAAGUUGCAGCUGGUCGCCUGCCUCGUUCCAAGGAUGUUAUUUUAUUGGGUGAUCUUGUUGACUCGUGCAAAGCUGGCGAUGAAAUUGAUUUGACUGGAAUAUACCACAACAACUAUGAUGGUUCGUUAAACAUCGCUCAUGGUUUCCCUGUGUUCGCAACGGUCAUUGAAGCCAAUCACAUCUCGAAGCAAGAGGACAAACUGGCCAUUACAAGUCUCACGGAUGAAGACGUGAAGGAAAUUAUGGCUUUAUCGAAAGAUCCAAAGAUUGGUGAUAGGAUAAUUGCAAGUAUAGCACCGUCUAUUUAUGGCCAUGACGAUAUAAAGAGAGCAAUAGCGCUUUCCUUGUUUGGUGGGGAAGCAAAGGAUCCCGGUGGUAAACACAAGAUACGUGGGGAUAUUAAUAUACUUCUGUGUGGCGAUCCAGGCACAGCAAAAUCUCAAUUCUUAAAAUACGUGGAAAAAACUGCUCCUCGUUCGGUGUUUACGACUGGUCAGGGUGCUUCUGCUGUUGGACUUACGGCCUACGUUCAAAGACAUCCAGUUACAAAAGAAUGGACUUUAGAAGCUGGUGCUCUUGUAUUGGCUGACAGGGGAGUUUGUCUUAUUGAUGAGUUUGAUAAGAUGAAUGACGCCGAUCGAACGAGUAUACAUGAAGCGAUGGAACAGCAAAGUAUUUCAAUAUCUAAGGCUGGUAUUGUGACUUCUCUUCAGGCACGUUGUUCCAUCAUCGCUGCAGCUAAUCCCAUUGGUGGUCGUUACGAUCCGUCUAUGAAUUUUUCAGAAAACGUCGAUUUGAGUGAACCCAUUCUUUCUAGAUUUGACAUUCUUUGUGUCGUAAGAGAUCUCGUUGAUCCAAUUCAGGACGAGCUUCUCGCAAAAUUUGUUGUUCGAAGUCAUGUAAAACAUCAUCCUAACGAAAAACAACAAGGCGAAAAUAACAACGAAGAAAUUGAAAUGGAAUCAAGUCCGACCACAGGAGUCGAUCUUUUGUCACAGGAAAUGUUGAAGAAGUAUAUUAUUUACGCGAAAGAUAAAAUACAUCCAAAGUUGAAUAAUAUGGAUCAAGAUAAAAUAGCGAGAAUGUUUGCUGACUUGAGACGCGAAUCUAUGGCUACCGGCAGUGUUCCAAUCACUGUACGUCAUAUCGAGUCAAUGAUCCGAAUGGCUGAAGCAAACGCUAAGAUGCAUUUACGUGAUUAUAUAUGUGAUGAAGAUGUAAAUAUGGCUAUCAGAGUCAUUUUGGAAAGUUUCAUUGAUACACAAAAAUAUUCUGUGAUGAGAAACAUGCGCAAGUCGUUUUCACAGUAUUUAUCGUUCAGUCGUGAUAACAACGAGCUUCUUAUAUUUAUUCUUAAACAACUGGUCCGCGAUCAGAUCACCUUUCACAGCAAUCGUUAUGGCGGUACGCCAGAAAUGGUAGAAAUAUUAGAAGAGGAAUUUCAAGAUAAAGCACGACAGAUCAAUGUAGACAAUAUUUCCAGUCUUUACGAGAGCGAAAUGUUUGCUAAAAACAAGUUCGUUCAUGACAAAAAACGUAAGCUUAUUGUACAAAUGUUAUAGUUUACUUUGGAUGUCUGUGUAAAUAACUUUUUGUUCACGUGAACAACAUGUGGUAAGAUGCAUUCAGUAAACUACGUACGAUUGACUUUUUGUUCACGUGAACAACAUGUGGUAAGAUGCAUUCAGUAAACUACGUACGAUUGACUUUUUGUUCACGUGAACAACAUGUGGUAAGAUGCAUUCAGUAAACUACGUACGAUUGACUUUUUGUUCACGUGAACAACAUGUGGUAAGAUGCAUUCAGUAAACUACGUACGAUUGACUUUUUGUUCACGUGAACAACAUGGGGUAAGAUGCAUUCAGUGAAGUACGUACGAUUAACUUUUUGUUCACGUGAACAACAUGUGGUAAGAUGCAUUCAGUAAACUACGUACGAUUGACUUUUUGUUCACGUGAACAACAUGUGGUAAGAUGCAUUCAGUGAAGUACGUACGAUUGAAAUGGGCAGAAAAUAUGAAAUAUUUUAAUGUAAAUAUGUUUAUUAUAAUGUUUUUGUGAAAGGAA
Xenia sp. Carnegie-2017 is the source of this 3311-nucleotide messenger RNA. RefSeq names its product DNA replication licensing factor mcm2-like. Gene Ontology annotation, biological process: double-strand break repair via break-induced replication; DNA replication; mitotic DNA replication initiation. Lineage: Eukaryota; Metazoa; Cnidaria; Anthozoa; Malacalcyonacea; Xeniidae. The transcript is spliced from 17 exons. Bases 120 to 2807 code for a protein of 895 amino acids. Gene Ontology annotation, molecular function: single-stranded DNA binding; 3'-5' DNA helicase activity; single-stranded DNA helicase activity. The record is from RefSeq and is a predicted model, not a curated record. Gene Ontology annotation, cellular component: nucleus; MCM complex.